This is a messenger RNA of Drosophila eugracilis, 715 nucleotides long. RefSeq lists its product as uncharacterized. Lineage: Eukaryota; Metazoa; Arthropoda; Insecta; Diptera; Drosophilidae. The record is from RefSeq and is a predicted model, not a curated record. The coding region runs from base 206 to 523 and encodes 105 amino acids. The transcript has 2 exons.
GUGGGAAUGGUCUUCGCUCUGGCGUCCUCAGCUUAUAAAAUUUCAGUUUGUGUUUUUGAUCUGGAGUGUUAAGACCAACGCUGGAUUUCGAAAUAUUUUGAAAUUAAAGGCCGUAAAAAUACUAAGAGAGAAAGUACAUUCUUUCGGAGUUUAUCUACAAGGGCUGGGAACCUCAAGCUUAACGACUUUCGUUUUCGAUUUGGAAAUGCGCAACUUCAAACAUGAGUACUCCUUCAUGUUUGAAUACUCCAAAAGCGAGAGCAGAUUUAUUGGGUUGCCCUACGACAGGGAAUUCGAGCUAAUGUGGCAACAGAUCGGUGACGAACUCCGAUCCAGGCAUAAUCGAUUCUUGGGCAUGCCGUUCGAUAGUGGAUUUGAAAAGAUGUGGCGUCAAAUUAGAGAUGAAUUAAGGCGAGAUCAGGAAGACAAGGACUUGGCUCUCAGUUUCAAUCGAAAUUUAACCCUAACCGUAAAGGAGGAAGGCGAUGUCGGCCCAGUUGAGUCUUUUAUUGAACGCAGAUAAAAUAUAUUCAAUUUUAUUGAAAGGCAUGUUAUUGUUUAAAGUACGUAUGUAUGUCUAUUAAGUAUGCAUUGUAAAGAUUACGUCGGUUUGGUUAAAAUAAUUUAUUGUUUUCGGAAUUGGUUUCAAAGUCGAAUAAGUCAAGCGGUUGCUUGAUUUCGAUUGGAAAAAAGGUAAUAAAAAAGACUUAACAUA